AUGCCAUCAACGUCGGGGUUUGACACAUCCUUUGAUGACACACUUGUGCUGUCGAAAGUAAGGAGUCCGGAAACUGGGUCGUGGAUAAACCGAAAUGAAAUCCGCGAGGUUCAACGAUACGAUGAUUUCAGAUCAAUUGAUUGGGUUGAAGACGAAUUAGAUGAACAAAAACAACGUCUUUUGAAGUUAAAGCAUAUCACCAAUAAAGGCAACAAUUUCAAGGAUAAAAUACUAUCCCAAAUAUCCAAUUGGCUUGUUCUAGCGUGCAUGGGAGUGGUGAUUGGUCUAAUUGCAGGGUCAUUGAAUAUCAUAACAUCAUUUCUCUCCAGUGCACGAGUAGGUUACUGCAAACGAGGUUUUUACUUGAGCGAAUCGUUUUGUUGCUGGGGUGAAAGUGAUGCGCAUUGUUCUAGCUGGACGAAAUGGACUUCACUAGGCGGACUCAAUUACAUAAUUUACAUUCUAAUAUCACUUCUCAUGUCGUAUACAGCAGCGAAAAUUGUCAAGCAUUAUGCACCAUUUGCAGCUGGCUCGGGUAUUUCAGAGAUCAAAUGCAUUGUCUCAGGGUUCGUGAUGGAUGGCUUUUUGGGAUGGUGGACUUUGGCUAUAAAAAGUUUGGGCCUUCCGUUGGCGAUUGGGUCUGGUUUGAGUGUUGGGAAAGAAGGGCCCAGUGUUCAUUAUGCCGUUUGCGUGGGUAAUUCAAUUGCGAAAUUAGUACCAAAGUACAAAAAGUCGGCAUCGAAGGGAAGGGAGUUUUUAACGGCGACAGCGGCUGCAGGAGUAGCCGUCGCGUUUGGUUCACCAAUGGGAGGGGUGCUUUUUUCAAUUGAGGAGAUUUCAUCAGUAUUUCAAUUGUCAACAUUGUGGAAAUCGUACUUUUGCUCACUUAUUGCGGUCACCACGCUAGCAGCCAUGAAUCCAUUCAGAACCGGGCAAUUGGUGUUAUUUGAGGUCACAUAUGAUACCAAUUGGCAUUACUUUGAGAUACCCAUUUACAUAGUUUUGGGAAUUUUUGGUGGUGUUUACGGAAUCCUUGUGUCAAAACUAAACACCAAAGUGGUAUCCUUUCGUAAGCGCUUUCUUUGGCCCUGGGCAAUUCGGGAGGUAUGCAUAUUGACUUUAUUAACUGCCAGCUUUUCAUACUUUAACGAAUUUCUAAGCUUGGACAUGACCGAGUCGAUGCAAAUUUUGUUUCACGAAUGUGAUGAUACAUUUCAAAACCCCAUUUGCCACCCUGAAAAUGGCAAGACACGGCUUUUUUUUUCAUUGUUGUUUGCAACAGUUGCGAGAAUGGGGCUUACGAUAAUUACAUAUGGUUGCAAAGUUCCCGCUGGCAUAUUUGUUCCUUCUAUGGCAGCAGGUGCAACAUUUGGACGAGCACUUGGAAUCAUAAUCGAUUACGCAUAUAAAAAGAAUCCAAAUCUAGCCAUUUUUUCAGCUUGUGAUGAGGGAGAUAAAUGCAUCAUACCAGGAACAUAUGCAUUUUUGGGUGCAGCUGCAGGGUUGUGUGGUAUUACCGACUUGACAGUUACUGUGGUAAUUAUCAUGUUUGAAUUGACUGGUGCAAUCCGUUACAUCCUUCCCACAAUGAUUGUUGUUGCCAUCACAAAGGGCAUCAAUGAUAGAUGGGGAAAGGGAGGAAUUGCUGAUCAAAUGAUUAAGUUCAAUGGAUUGCCUUUCAUGGAUUCAAAAGAGGAAUUCCAUUUUCACACAGCUGUGACAUCAGCAAUGUCUAGCGUCGUGGUGGCCUUUUCAGCCGAUCCAAGCGACGCUUUGACGUUGGAACAAUUGAAGCAAACGUUGAAGAAGACAAAGUAUCGGGGCUUCCCGAUUAUUCGUUCGGGGAACAAUCCCAAAAUCGAGGGCUAUAUUUCCAGAUAUGAGGUAGAGUAUGUGCUUAUUAAAAAUGAAAGUGUUAACCCAGGGACUCUAUGCAAUUUCAACUUGAGGGAGAGAGGCUCAACUGAAAAAAUUGAUUUCAGUUCAAUGAUAAAUCAAGCACCGUUGAGUGUUGAUUGUGAAACAUCCUUAAAGUUUGUUUCUGAUAUUUUUGUCAAACUUGGACCACGUUACUUAUUGAUUGAGCUGCUGGGAACCUUGAUUGGAGUAAUUACAAGAAAGGAUAUACUUCUAUACGAGCAUUCCAUUCAUCGAAAGGAAGUAGACAGAGGGCCUCAGGAGAGGCAAGAAGCGUUCGAGGAAAGAGUUUGGAACACCAUGAAAUCGAUUUCGCUAUCCACUCGUGAAUUUUUUGGGCGAACUUUACAUCGGGAUUCUUAUAGAUACACACCUGCAUUGUAA
Messenger RNA from Lodderomyces parapsilosis, 2301 nucleotides. RefSeq lists its product as uncharacterized. Gene Ontology annotation, biological process: transmembrane transport; chloride transport; intracellular copper ion homeostasis. Gene Ontology annotation, molecular function: voltage-gated chloride channel activity. Gene Ontology annotation, cellular component: Golgi apparatus; endoplasmic reticulum; membrane. Bases 1 to 2301 code for a protein of 766 amino acids. The transcript has a single exon. Lineage: Eukaryota; Fungi; Ascomycota; Pichiomycetes; Serinales; Debaryomycetaceae. The record is from RefSeq and is a predicted model, not a curated record.